Messenger RNA from Rangifer tarandus platyrhynchus (Svalbard reindeer), 375 nucleotides. The record is from the annotation of a GenBank genome assembly. NCBI's taxonomy places the organism in Eukaryota, Metazoa, Chordata, Mammalia, Artiodactyla, Cervidae.
AUGAGCAAGGAGGAGCACGAGGUGGCCGUGCUGGGGGCGCCCCAGGGCCAGGCGCCCGCGACGACCACGGUGAUCAGCAUCCCCAGGGAGACCUCUGUUCCCGACCACAUCGUGUGGUCCCUGUUCAACACCGUCUUCAUGAACUGGUGCUGCCUGGGCUUCGUGGCAUUCGCCUACUCUGUGAAGUCUAGGGACCGGAAGAUGGUCGGCGACGUCACUGGGGCCCAGAGCUACGCCUCCACCGCCAAGUGCCUGAACAUCUGGGCCCUGGUCCUGGGCAUCUUUCUGACCAUUGGAUCAAUCGUUCUUCUCGUUUUUGCCUACCUGGCAGCCUACCAGAUGAGUUUAGAGAUGAUGAAAAAUAGAGGCUACUAG